AUGUUAACAGUAAAUUUUUUAGCAACAAAUAAUUUUAAGACAAAAUAUUCCGAUCUUUCUAAAGAUACAACGAUUGAUAGUCUUAAAAUACAAUUUUAUAGAGAACAUUCUUCAAAUUUGCCUUUGCCAUCUUCUGUAUUCAUUGAAAGUGAUGAAGAGUCAAAUAAUGAUAAUCAUGUAAAUAAUAAUAAUAAUAAUAAUAAUGGUGAUAAAGAAGUUGAAUUUAAAGAAAUUAAUCAAAGUGAUGAAAAAGUUGUUGAAGAAAAAACCAAUCAUUAUUCAAGAGCACAUUCAUCAAUUAUUCAUUCACAUCAAAUUAGAUUUAUUUUCUCUGGUAAACAAUUAGAGAAUUUUUCAACACUUGAGGAAAAUAAAAUUGAAAAUGAUUCAACUAUUAUCGUUGCAGUAUCACCAUUCCUUGUAAAUAUCGAAGAACAAUUCAUUCAACAUCAAAAGAAACAAAAUCAAAAAGAAUCAUCAAAUCAAGACCAAUCAGAUACAGUAUUCGUUGGUGUUGCUAAAAGAGAUCUCUCCUAUAUGGGUGGUACUAUUGAAGAGAAAAUAAAAUAUAAACUAUCAAUUAAUGAUCGUUCAUUUAAAUCAUCAUCAUUACAAUCAAAUUCUCAAGAAUUACAAAAAUUAGAUGAUUCAACUACCUUUAAUCUCUUGAGUAGAAUUAAUAAUUUCAAUGAUUCAACUAUAACUAAAGAUCAAACUGCAUCCCCAAUUAUUCCAAAUGUAAAUUUAAUUCCAUCAACUAAAUCAUUUAAUAAUGAUUCUAAACUUGAUUCAACAUUAGAAACUAGUUUAGAUAGAUUAUCACUUUAUGAAAUUCCAAGUAGAGAUAAAAUGGAUUAUUUAAAUUCAUCAUCACCACCAACAAAUAAUCCUACUACUACUACUUCUACCGCAACAACAACAGCAACAGCAACAGCAACAACAACAACAACAAAAACUAAUCAAGAAAUUAUUAAACCAAAAUUAUCAAUUGAACAUUUUUCACCAAAUGGUGAAGUUUCAUUUGCUGAUUCAAUUUCAAUUAUGUUUAAUAGACCAUUCCUUGAUUUAUCAUCAAAUACAAAAGAAAUUGAACUUCCAAUUAAAAUAGUUCCACCAGUUAAAGGUGCUAGUUGGCAAUCAGUUGAUGGUAUUCUUUUUAGAUAUAGAUUACCAACAUCUGAACCAACAACAACAACAACAACAACAUCCUUUGGAUUAAAUUCAUCACAACCAAACUUUUUCCCAUUAUCAACAACCUAUAGGGUAUCGGUUGAAUGUUCAAACUUUAAAAAACUUUUCAAAGAAGAUAUUGCUCCAUUAGAAUAUUCAUUUACAACUUCACCACAAUCAUUACUAAAUUGGGAAUUUAAUAAUGAUUUAAUCUUACCACAAAUCAAAUUAACAUUUUCACAACCAAUUGAUUGGAGUAAAUCUUCUGCCAUUGCAAAUUUAUUUUCAAUUAAAACCAGUUCAAAAUUAGAUCCAAAACUCACAAAUCUUUCUUUUGUUCCAUUAAACACUAAUGAUGAAUCAUGUCAUUGGAAGAAACAAUUGGAGCAAAGUUCAACCACUGUUAGAGAUAAAAUAUUUUGUGUUUCAAUUACAUCAAAGAAUAUUAUAAAAUAUGAAUCAACCAUUGAAGUUGAUGUUAAAAUUGGUUCAAUCGCUUCAAAGGAAGGUCCAAAUUUUAAUCCAAUGAAAAAUAUAAUUGGAAGGAUUUUAACACCAUCAUUUCUUAGUAUAAAAGCUGAUUUAUUACCAGAGUCCAUAUUAAGUAAAGCAACAGAAGUUAGUUUUUCUUCAAAUAAUAUAUUGGAAUCUAAAAUUAUUCCUUCAAAUCAAUAUGACAAUUAUUUCUCAAUUAUACCAAAGGUUGAAAUUACUUCAGUCUCUAUAUGUGGUAAAAGUGUUCGUAUUUUUGCCAAAUUUAAACAUUCCCAAACUUAUUCAGUUUCGAUUAAAAAGUUUAAAGAUAUUUAUGGUCAAAUUGGUGAUUCUCAUGGAAUUUUCUCUUUUCCAAAUAUUCCAAUUAAAAUUUGGACUCAUCCAUCAAUUUCUUCAUUUACAAAUAAUUUUUAUAAUUUAGAUCCAAAUUCACAACCAAUUUUUAAAAUUAAUUCAACAGGUACAGAUCAAUUAAUUAUUAGAGCAUUUACAGUUUCAAAGAAAACAUUAAAAAGAAAAACAAAAAUUAGUGGAUCAUUAAAAGUUGAUGUUAAUAAAAUUAAAAAUGAAAAUGGUGAAUUUGAAUCAAUUUCAACAACUACAAUUGAUUUAGCAAGUUUCUUUGGUGGUAGAAAUGUUCAUAGUUGUAAAUUUCAAUUACUUCUUUUUUCAAUUUCAUAUCCUGGAAAUUUAAUUUCUCAAGUUUUUGAAAAAGGAGAUGAUGGUACACAAUUUUUAUUACAAUAUACACCAAUCAAUGUAAAUUCUUUUGAAGUUGGUAAUCAAUUCAUUAUAAAUGCAACCGAUUCAAUCUCUAGAGAAAAUUUAAAGAAUUUAUCAUUAAAAGUUUAUAAUGAUGAUGAUGGUGAUGAAAAAGAUAAAAAAUCAUUCAAACAAUACACGAUAACAGAUUCACAAAUUCAAUUAUUUGAAAAAUCUACAAUCGGUGGUUCUCAUAUGUUUAUUUCAACAUUGGAUGGUAAAAACAAAUGUUUAUAUCAAGUUCCUAUCAAUGAAAUCAAUAAGAAACCUUAUGAAUUCACUACCAUAAUUUUUGCCCAACAAGGAAUUUUUCGUCCUGGCGAUACUGUUAAUGUUAAAGGUACAAUUAGAGUUGUAGUUGAUGAAGGUGUAAUCUUACCAGAUUCAAAGUUUUUCUCAAAGUAUAUUGAUGUUUAUCAAAAUGAUGAUAUGGUAAAUAUAUCAUACACUUUAAAGGAUGCAAAGAAAAAAGAAGUUGCCAAAGGUAUAACAAAAUUAAAUGAAUUUGGUUGCUUUGAUCUAAAGUUAGUAUUACCAUUGGAUAUUAAUUUGGGUAACUGUUCAGUGGUUUAUAAAUAUUGUAAUGAAGAAUUCUCAUUCUCUGAUAUCAAUGUUCAAGAGUUCAAAUUGAAAACAUUUUUAUUGGAAUGCUCAAUGUCAACCGAAUCAAAUCGUGGUACCUUUGAAUUGGAGACACCAUUUGGUGUUGAAUUAUUUGCAAAAUCAUACACUGAUGAAAUUAUACCAAAUACAACUGUAGAUUGGAAAAUCACCGUAAGACCAUUGACACCAAUCCUCUCGAAUUUGGAUAAAGCUUUCAAUUACUUUAGACAUGAAACUGAUAAUAUGUAUUUUGGUGAGAGUUUUGCUUAUAAAAGUAAAAGAUCACCAAAUGGUAAACAUAAUUUAGAUUUGGUUCUUCAAGAAUGUUCACAACGUUGUGAAGUUAGAGUUCAUGCAACUGUAGCCGAUGCUUCAAAUAAUCAAGAGGAAAUCUCAAAGAAUUUUAUUGUAGAGAAUACUAAAUUCACAAACUUUGGUGUUUUAAGUUCCAGUUCAACGAUAACUCAUCUUAUUAAUGUCGGUCAAGAUUUCCAUGUUGAUAUGUCAUUGCGUUACUUUGACAAUCAACAAUCAUUUGAUGGUAAAAUCGAUGCAGAAAUUCAAAAGAUUCCAUAUGAAGAAGAUUUAUUACCAGAGAAUGUUCAUAAGAGUACAAUCAUACCACAUACUGAUACUCCUUUAAGAUUCUCUUAUCAAUUCAAUGAAACUGGUUAUUAUAAAAUAAAAUUAAACUAUAGUAAUGGUGGUGAACAAUUAUCUCAAUAUCAUACCAUUUCAUUGUUUGUAUUUGGUAAACAAUCUCAAGCAGAAUUAGAAUAUAAAGAAUGUACUGCACCUGUUAAACAAACAACUACAAACAACACCUCAUUACUCUAUGGAAAGGAAACAUUUAAAGCUAAACCAAAACUUGAUAUCAAUUGUUCAUUAGAUAAAGAGAUUUAUCAAUUGGGUGAUACAAUUAAAAUGUGUAUCUCUUCAAAAUCAUUGAAUGCCAAGGGUUACAUUUGUUGCUCCAAAGAGAAUACAAUCAUUAAUGUCAUACCAAUUCAAUUGAUUGAUGGUCAACAUGAUUGUAAAUUUGAAAUCAAUGAAAAAGUUUAUUAUCAACCAUUAUUCUAUGUUUAUUUAGAAGGUAGUUUGUUGGUGGAAAUAAAUGGUGGCCAAAAGGUUAAUCGUUUAACAAGUUCAUUCGUAAAGGUACCAGUAAAGAUUGAUUACACUGACAAGCUAUUGAAUGUUCAAGUUGAAAAAUGUAAUAAAUUCCAAUCUCCAUCAGAAGAAUCAAAUAUUACUAUCAGUGUAAAAGAUAAAAAUCAAAAACCACUCUCAAAUGCUCAUGUUUCAUUGAUUAUUGUUGAUCAAGCAGUUUUAGAUAUAACAAAGCAUUCAAUUAAAACCCAAUGGGAUCCAUUAAAUACUUACUUUGGAGAUGGUUCAUUUUUUAUUGGUAGAAAUAAAAUGAACUCUCUAUUGGACAAAACAAUCUAUAAUGAUCCAGUAGAAAUUAAAACCAUUGAAUUGGAUCUUGAAGAUUUCCAAGGCGAUAAUGAAUUACAAAUCAUUAAUAUUAAAUAUAUGGCAGGUAGAAUCAUUCAAUUAAAAGUAUCGGAUGAAACAACCAUUGGUGAACUUCAACAAAUGAUUAUGGACAGAGAUGGUCUUCCACCAUCAUCACAACGUUUAUUCUACUUGAAUAAACAAAUUGAUUCAAACGCAACAAUGAAACUUAAAGAAUUUUCAAUCGUUAAUAAAGCAACUCUUAAUUUGGUAAUCCGUUUACAUGGUGGUACAAAUACACCACCUUCAGAUGACAAACCACUAGCUCAAGAUUUGAAUAAACCAAUUAGAGUACGUUCAAACUUUAUGCCUUUGGCUUACUUUGGAAGUUUAAAUACCAAUCAAGAUGGUAAAGUAACAUUUACUUAUAAACUUCCAGAUAAUCUUUCAACCUUUAGAGUUAUGGCUUUGGUUCACUAUGGCAAAGAUCAAUUUGGUAGUUGUGAACAUACUUUUAUAUCAUCGUUACCAAUAAUGGUUCGUCCAAGUCCACCACGUUUCUUAAAUCAUAAUGAUAAAGCAAUAUUCCCAAUUAUGAUUUCAUCAAUCGUUGAUUGUGAUUUAUUUUUUAGUGGUGCAAUUCGUUCAAAUAAUUGUAACAUUGAAACCAAAGGAUUCAGUGGUGUACUUCCAGCAAAAUCUAGAAUCAUAUUCCCUGUCCAUGUUAAUGCUUUAGUUUCAAAUUGUAUUGCAGACUUUCAAUUUGUUGCAAAAACUCAAUUAUUAGAUCAUUCACAAGAGAUUUGUGAUGCAAUCUCAUUUAAAUUCCCUGUUUUCUCUUCAAGUGUAUUGGAGACAACAACUAUCAAUCAUAGUUUAGUAAAUUUGAAAUCAAAGAAAGAAAUUUCAUCUCACAACUUAAAACUUGAUAAUUGGAAAGAUUUAGAUCAACAAUUGGGUGGAUUAACAAUUACUCUAUCAAAAACUAAACUUCAAAAGAUUUCAUGUUCAGUUAAAGAUUUAUUACAUUAUGAAUACUCUUGCUCUGAACAAAUUGCUUCAAAAUUAUUAGCCCUCUCCACCUUUAUAAAGUAUCCACAUUUAUUAGAAGAAAAAGAUAUCAAAGCUUUAGGUCUUGAGAAUAUUAAAACCAAUAAGAAACCUUUGGAAGAUAUGGUUGAAAUUUUAAAGAAACGUUAUCAAUCAUCAGAUCAUUCAUUCACUUAUUUCGAUGAUAAAAAGAGUGGUUCAUAUGAAUUUGUUUCAGUAUUUGUUUACUUUGUAUUGAAUCAAAUCUCUGAUCUAUCGGAAGAAGCCAAAAAAUUGGCAUCAAAGGCUGAAGCUUACUUUUCAGGAUCUGCCAAUGUAAUGGUUUUUAAUAGAGAUUCUUAUGAAAAGAAUAAAUUCCAAUAUCUUUUAGGUAAAGCAUUUGCAUCAUUUGUCUAUGGUACCAUUAAACAAACCUCUGUACCUCAUACAAGUUUUAUUUCAAAGGUUUUACAAACUGCAAAAUUCGAUUUCUCAAAUAGCCAAUAUCAAGAGAUCUUUAUCUAUCUCUCACAAUUCUACAAGAGUCACCUCGAUUUCAAAAAUAUUUCAAACUAUGUUACAAUUACUGGUUCCUUGGCUUAUGUUACUUCUAGUCCAAUCUUUGGAUUCUAUGGGGAUACUCGUCUUCAGUCAAUUUUAAUACUUUCACUUUUAGAAAGUGGAAAGACAUCACAUAAAGAUCAUCCACUCUUGGAACGUUUAAUAAGUGGUUUAGCUCAUUUUGUAAAUAAAGAAGGUCGUUAUGGUACUACUCAAGCCAAUGCAUUCAAUAUCUUUGCAAUCUCUCAAUAUGAAAAGAUGAAAUUAUCAGGUGAAAAAGUUGAUCCAACAUUGGAUGCAAGUAUUAUUUUAGGAAAUCGCUAUUUGGAAAAGAAAAAAGUAACAAUUGGUGAUUCAGAAAAUUAUACAAUCACUGUACCUUUCUCUCAAAUCCUAAAGAAUCAAAAACCAUUGAUAAUUCAAAGAAAAACAAAAGGUACCCUUUAUUAUAGCAUAAAUCUCUCCUAUGCUUCAUUGAAUCCAAUCUCUAAAGCUAUCUUUAAUAGAGGUCUCAAUAUUAAAAGAACCUAUUAUCCAGUUUCAAAUUCAAAUGAUGUUAUUUAUCAUUCUCCAAUUGGUGUUGACCAACCUCAAACCAUUGAAAUCAAAGCAGGUUCAAGAGUAAAGGUAACACUUUCAAUAAAGGUCGAUCAUGUUUCUAGCUUUAUAGUUAUUAAAGAUAGAUUACCAAGUGGUUUGGAACCAUUACUUUCAAAUUCCUAUUAUCACAAUGGUUAUUAUUUCAAUCAUGUUAAUAAUCGUGAAAAUGGUGUUGAAAUUUAUUCAAAUCUUUUAUAUCCAGGUGUUUAUAAUUAUUCCUAUCAAACUAUUGCAAUUACACGUGGUACUUUUAUUUCACCAUCAGCAAAAAUUGAAGAAAUGUAUUGUCCUGCAACUUUUGGUCGUUCUUCUUCAGAAAUUGUAUUAAUUAAAUAA
Dictyostelium discoideum AX4 is the source of this 7014-nucleotide messenger RNA. RefSeq names its product ubiquitin domain-containing protein. Bases 1 to 7014 code for a protein of 2337 amino acids. Lineage: Eukaryota; Evosea; Eumycetozoa; Dictyosteliales; Dictyosteliaceae. Gene Ontology annotation, molecular function: endopeptidase inhibitor activity. The record is from RefSeq and is a predicted model, not a curated record. The transcript is spliced from 3 exons.